UGCAUACUUCUGAAGGACUUUGAACUCUUAAGCCAUCCAUAGCUUUGAACUGUCUUCACGCCAUUUUCAUGAUGUCUCACUACUGUUUAUCCUGCACUCUUACUAGCUAUAUUGCACUCACCAUCUGCAUUUGCCAUAUAAUUCACUGCACCUGCUUGCAUGCUUCAAUUUAAUGCCAUUGCUUAUCACUGCACAAUUUUUAUGAUGAAUGCCUACUUUCGUUCAUAAUGGCAGAUUCAGAUCCUCAUAUAGCCCAGCUUCGUCGAUAUCUUUAUCUAGGAGAUGAAACUAAACCUUUCCCCUUAUCUGUUAGGUAUCCAUUUAAUCCUGAGAAAAAUCAAUUUAUUGAAGAAUUAGAAACCAGAGAAACAGAUAAAGAGGCUAUUCAAGAAAUACUUCGUAUCUACAGAGAAGGUCACUAUUUGGAAUUGGAACCUAUAAUCUAUGCAUUAGCAGUUUAUGCACAUUCAAAGCAUUUCUUUAUGAAGGAUGCAGCAUUUAAUGUAGCUAAAGAAAUUUGUUCCUCAGCAGCUUCAAUGCUUACUUUUGCUUACUUUUAUAAGGAACUUUCUAAGCCAUCAUCAGGAUAUGGGCGAGCUCUUCGAAGAUUUUUAACACAUUGGUAUAACAAAAAAGAUGCUAAAGAUUUAGCCAUUGAGGUAACGAAGGUGAAAUCUCGACAUAAAUGGACUCAUAAGGAUAUUUUAUGCAUGGCUCAUGUUAAAUCAGAAAAUACUGCUAAUGCUGCAGUUCUGAAAUAUGCCGUAAAAGGUUUUCAUGUAGCAGAAAAAGAGUGCGGCUCACAAGCAGAAGCCGAAUCAGUUUUAAGCUAUCUGAAAGGCAUAUAUGAACUAACCCAUACUGAUGACCCUAAGAUUGCUGCCAGGUUAAUUGAAAUCCAUGAUUUGUGCCUUGAACAUGUACCUUCUAAAAUUUUGAAAUCCUCAGAGGUAGCCCUUUGUUUGAUUCCAAGAGUACCUCUGAAAUGCCUUUUAGAACUUUUACCUCGCUUCAGUAAAUUAGGUUUACUGAAAUUAAACAGCCAGCAUUACAAGGCUGUUUUAGAACGCCUGAGCUUGGAAGAAUCUUUGAAUGAUGGAAGUCUAGAUCCAUUGGAAACAUUUUUAGUUUUAAGAAAGUGGCAAAUAGCAAACAGAAUCUUACCUGGUAAACCUAUUCUACGGCAAAAUACCCCUGCUUUGGAUGAUGCCCUACAGAAACUGCAUUUAGCUUCAUUUAAGACAAUUAUUCCUAAGGAAAAACGAUAUCUUAUUGCUUUGGACAUAAGAUUGUCAAUGAAUCACAUCCACUGUGUAGGAUGCAGUGCUCUUACUCCUUCUCAUGUUAGUGAUAUUAUACUGAUGGCACUAGUAAAAGCUGAAAUGUCCAAUGUUACUGUUGUUGUAUAUUCUUCUGGUGAACUUGUAUCUGUUGAUAUAAACAACAAGAUGACACUUGGGGAUGUUGUAGAACACUUAAGUUCCGUUACUGCUGGUCCUGUGAACUUGUCUGCUCCUAUUCAUUGGGCUUCAGAAAAGAAAAAAUGCUUUGAUACCUUUCUUGUUUUUACUGAUCUUCUUGGAAGUACUGAAGAUGGAGAUUUAUUAUCUGUUUUCAGGAAUUACAAAGAAAAUAUGAACUUACCCAACACUAGGUAUUUUCUAUCAACACUUUGUGAUAAGGAAGCAUCUUUUCCGUAUAAGGAAGCAUCCAUGUUGAAUGUUGUAGGCUUCAACCCCAAACUUAUCAAGAUAAUUCAAGAUUUUACAUGUGGUAUUUUUUAACCAAAGAAAGAGCCUUUUAAAAAUUCACAUAUAUUGUAUGUAUGCACACACACAUACAUGUAUAUGUGUGUAUAUAUAUGUGUAUAUAUUCAGUGCUUGAUAUGUAUAUAUGCACACACAUAUAUGUGCGUAUAUAUAUAUAUAUAGUGAAGCUUAGAAUAUGUUUUGUCUUGUACUAUUGUUUGCAUAUACUACAUGGGUGUGGAUGAUACUCAUCAUCAUGUUCAAGGUUUUAGGCAAUUUGAGAUAUAAAAACUGUAUACUUUUGUGAAUGACUAUCUGAGGCAGACAUAUUUUGUAGGAAAUAAUGUACAAAUUUAGAUAUUUCCGUACAGCUUCAAAGCAUAUUUUACAAAAAUCAAAGCUGUAUUUUUAGCUGUUAUGAAAUAUCUUUUGAAGAUGGUAAACUAGUUUUGCUGUUCUUUGGUAUACCAUGUAGAGGGAGGUGUCUUUUUUAAAUCCACAAAACAAGGGUUACAUUAUAAGCUAAUAUGUUAAGCACUAAAUGAGUUAUGUGUAUCUUUCAGUUUACACCACAAAAUGUCACUAAAUAUAGCAUUUCAAUAAUACUAAAGGUCACAUGUUUUAUUCAAAAAUGUGAUUAAAACAAUCAUACUUUUAUAUAUCAUUAUAUUUCGAAAAGAAAAAUCGCUGUUUAAAUUGCAAAUCACCAAAAUUAACAAAACUCCCAAUUAAAAUUAAUGCAAACUAAUAUAAUAAAGUAUGCUGUAAAUUACAAAAGAUUGUUUUGAAGUGUGGGGGUCCAAGAAAUUUUAUGAAGACAUUGCAAGAAGUUUAGGAAAGAAUUUUCAGCCAUAAAUGUAUUAACAUUUUUUGAUAAAUGGGAUGGACAUUCUUUUUGGUUUGUUGAUUUGUUUUAAUAAAUUGUAUUAAAAAGCAUUCUAUUUAUAUACAUUAAUAUUAAUAAAAAUAAUGUCAUGAAAAAUUUCAAAUGAAGGUUUUCAUCUUUACCAUAAUUUUUUUAGAAAACAAAUUCUUUAAUUUUUAAUAUGCAGUUGUUAGAUUAUCAGUCUUUGCUCUCUGGUGACUUCUGCAGCCUGAAUAUAAAAUUGAUUAUUCAUCCUGACUGAGCCAGUGCUUGACAUGUUAAGCAAAUAAAGAUAAGAUAGAUUGAAUAAAUGUUGUUACCUAUUGCUUUAAUGUUUUUAAGUAAGCAUAAAUUCUGCCAUUUGUAAGCUGUUUUAUAUGAUCUUUAAUUGUUCUUUGCCAGUUGUUUCCAUCAACUUUAUAAAUAGCAUUCUCUGCUUAGUUGAUGUUAUUGUUUAAAUGGAAAUAAUCUAAAGUGCUGUGAUCGACCAGUGUGACUUACACAACUAGGUCUGCUUUCAUAUUAUCAUUAUUCAUAUAUUUUCAUGACUAAAAAAUCUAGCUCUUUGUGGUAGUUUUACUCAUUUUGAGUCGAUAUUAUUUAUUUUGCCAUUACAUUUUUUGAUUAUUUUGCAGUUUAUAGGUGCAUAUUUCUGUAUUUGCAAAUCAAUUUUCUUUCAUAAGCUGUGUUAGAAUGAAAAAGCAAUUAAUAUAUAUUAUCUGUUAUUAAUAUAUGUUAAUCUGAAAUUUAUAUCUGUUUGUUUGUUUACUCUUUGUGAAGAUAAAGUUCUAAUUUUAAAUUAAAUUAUAAAGUUAUGCUUUGGAAUUCUGUAAAAUGUAUUCUAUAUUUUAGUAGAUGCUUUAUUAAAUCUGUUUAUUUUUUGUAUAAUAGGAUUUAAUUGUGCAAAUUUGCUACUUAAAUAUAUAUUUCUUAAACAUUUACUUUGUUAUAUAUAAAAGUGGAUAUGUUUAAUUGAAAGAGAGCAUGGGCAUGAAGUAAUUUGAAUUUAAAGAAAGUGCCCAUAACUGAGAUAAUUUCACUGUAUAGAUGCUCAGAUAACAUUAUGCUUUCUGUGUAAAGUAGUCUACUUGUACAGGAAUGAAACUUGUCAUGUAUUCAAAAUUUUGGCGAUUUGUUUUCUUAGAUGUGGAGUAAGAUCAGCAAAAGUCAACAAAUUAAUAAAAUUUUUCUUUGUUUUAUAUUCUAAAAAAACUCAAAUACUGAUUUCAGCUUUAUCUUUGUAUAAAUUGAUUAACUGCAGAAGUUUCCUAUUAAGCUUCAUAAAGAAUGCUGCGAAGCUUCCUUAGCAUGCUGUGCCUUUUACUUAAAGGAAGUUCUCAUAAGCAGACUGUGCAAAUAAAAUGAGGAAAAAAGGGGCAAAUACGAACAAUAAUCAUAUGGAAAGAUGAUCACUAUGUUAUAUUCUGAGCAGAUGUCUUAAUUUGAGCUGGUUUGAAUAAAAUAACAUGGUAGACAUAUAUCAUAAUAUUGAAAUGUAUUUUUUCAAAAAAAUUUUUUUAGAGUUUUUUAUUUAGUAUUAUAUUUUAAUUGUUUCAUUUAAAUGCUUGAUUUCAGUAUUAUUUUAAAUUAUUUUUUCAUUAAACUGUAAAUGUGUAUAUUUUUGUUGAUUUAAAUGCUUAUAAAUAAUUUUAAACAUUUAAUUAUGUAUUUUUUACUAUCUGAGAAAUGUGUAAUUAAUUAUAUACAGACAAAUUAUUGUGAAAUAGUUGGGAUACUGAGUUGAAAUUUCUAAUUCAAAAAUACAAUUGGAAUAGCAUUAAUAAGAGGAAAAAAUAUGGCCAAAAAAUAAUUCUAACUUUUGUUAUGUGAAAUGUUUUGAUGGUGAGGUUUUUUUUUUAAUCAUAAAAAUAAAUGAAGAGUGUGGAAACAAAAUAUUUUGUAUUAAUCCAUUAAAGUUUUCUUUUCUAAAUGUAGAAUUAUUUUAAAUGUGAAUACAGUACUUAAGUAUGUAGAAUAACUGGUAAAAGUUGGAAGAAUUAAGAUAUUAAUCAGAAUUUUCAAAAAAUUGAAUAUAGAAAGCCAAUGUUUCAAUGUAUAGUAUUCCUUAUUUAAUUGUAUAUUGUAAUGCUUUUGUUUUAAUACAUCUCAAUAUUUUUUUAUCACUGUUAUUAAAAUUCUUUUAAAUGAAAUAGAAAACAUUGUUAACAUAUUGUUUUUUUAUUAAUGUUAAAAAAAUUAAAUAUAAUGAGAAAGAUGGUAAGAAUCUCCCUAUGUUUUUUUUUAAUCUAUUUUCUAUUAGUUAAACUUUCAUUGAAAAAAUAUCUAAAAUUUAAAAAAUCACAAAUGCACUUUGAACCCUUUGCUUUGCAAUGUAUGAUUCAUUUAUUUAUUAUUAAAAAAAGUGUUUUUUAAACCUACUAAUUUAAUUUCUGUGUAGUAAUUUUGGCUGAAAUUAUUACACAUUUCCUUGAGAUGUGAUUCAAAGGUUUUAAUUAUUUUUCUUUCUUUAUUUUUCCAUGUUAUAAAGUAUACAUAACUUGUAAAAGUAAGCAAAGUUUUUUUUUAAGAUUUCAUUAAAACAGUUUAUAGAAUUUUGCCUAGACUGUCCUAUAUCUUGGUUGCAGUUUGUGAUCACUGAGCUAAUUCCUAGGCAGUAUUAUUUUACAUAAGUAUGCAUGACAUUUUACCUUACAAUCUGUAAAGUAUUGUGAUAAUCUUUUUUAAAAUUUUUUGAAAUGAUAUGAACAUUUUUAUCUGGUUGUGAUAUUUGUUAUAACUUAACAUUUGCUACCUUAUCUAAACUAUUUUUUUCUCACUGCAUUUUAAAGCUUUAAGUAUCAUUUUAAUGAAUGGAAGGCUAUGAAACAAGGAAUAAAAUGAAUAACUAUGCAAACUUCUUAACAGUAUCUCAAACUGUCAGUCACUUCUUAGCAUCACUCUCUUUUGAAGAUCUAUCAAAUGUGAUAAACCAUUCAUGUAAGUAAAUGCAACUUCAGAUGCUCACUUAUGAUUCAGCUCUCGGUAUUAGAUGUAAGCUCCGUGUUGAGGGAUAAUUGUACAAACUCAGCUACCCCAUUCCCAUUAGGGUGGGUUAAAAUUUCUGAUGCCUUUUUUUUAGAACCAGACCAAAUCCCUGGCUGCUAGGAUUAAUCUCACAAAGGAUGCAGAGCAUAUUCAUAUGCACUGCAUCAUCACACUACCCAUUCAGAUAUCUGAUGCCACUACCCUUUGAAAAAGCAUAAGGUGCUCUUUGGAUUGUAGGAAUUGGGCUUGUUUAUUUCAUUCCCCUGCUAUGCCAAGACUGUCAGAGUACAGAUCUCUGCCAGUACAUCCUCUGAGAGGAGCUUUGUAGGAUUAAGAUUAGACACUUAAUACUAGCAUCUUGAAUGUUUGCUAAAAGAAAAGGCUCAGGCAAAGAAAUAGGCUAAUAAAGGAAGGAAAGAGAAAAUACAAAUAGAUAUCUACCACUAAAGUAUUUUAUAUCAAACAAUUCUGGGGAAUGCAGCAGAUGCUUCAAAGAUCAUGUGAAUGGUAUGUGUUUAAAUAAACAAUAAAAUAGAAUUACUACUUCAUUAUGAAAUGCAAAAAUACUGUUUGUGUGGACAUAUUGUUUCUAAUCCUUUUAAUCUGAACCUACAACUAAAUCAGGUCCACAAAUAUUUUUAUGCCAUGAAGCUAGGCUUGUACCUAGCCAUUCAUUGGCUUUGAGCACCUUGCCUUAGGUUACAAUAUGAGUUUGCCUAGCUCUAUCCUAACUUUACUGAAGAGCUCGGAGGGGUUACAGGUUUGAGGAGUGCCCCUAUGCUGUGAAGGUACUGUUCAUUUUUAAAUAUCAAAAUCUACUCCAGGAUUCGAAUUUGGAACCAAGGCUAUGGCAGCUGAGGUUCUCUGCAACCUUUCAACAGGAUGAUUUGUAUGAAGUGAAUUUUUUUUUCUUUUUCCAUUAUGAAUGAUGUGACACAAUUUAGCUUAUGUGAGAAGACAUAGUAGGAGUCCUGACUUGUUGAAUACUUCUUUCAACAAAAGAGUUUCGAAGCUGAUGUGCAUAGCUAAACUGGCAUAAGACAUGCAUCUAUCUUUAACAAGUUUUCCUACUUUUCAUGUUUUUGAAGUAAACAAGGAAAGCAUUGAUCACUGGGAGGCAAGAUGGAGAAACACAGAAGAAAUAUGCAGUUUUGAAUAUGAAGGUUUAGUUAAGAGUGGCAGUUUUGGCUUGACUUCAUUCCUGUUGGCUAAUUUGGGUUUCAGCUUGUAGAUUUUAAUAAUAAUCCUGGCUGAAGCGAUCUGCCUGUGAAAUAAUCUGCAUUAGUAUUGUAUAAAAGUUAUAUGAUAUGAAUUAACUUUGAAAUGAUGCAGUUUAAAGAUAUUUAUUAUAAGCAUAUUACUUAUUUUAAGAUAAAAAGAAAUAAUCAAACAAAUAAAGGAGACUUAGGGGCUAUUACAAAUUAAAAUUAGGAUUUUAUUUUACAUAUUCUUUGCCUUACACACACACACACACACACACACACACAUAUAUAUAUAUAUUUAUUAAUAAUGAAAUAGAACACAGUUUAAGUUAUUUUUUAUAUAAUGAUAAAAUUCUCUUAUGUAUUGGGAAGAUCACCAAUGAGCAGAGCAAAAACGUUUUAACUAAAAUUUUUUGAAAGUAGAACCUUGAAUUUCCUUUAGCCUAGAUGAUGGUACAGAAUAGAAAACAAACAUUCAGUAUAUUUUUUUAUGAACCAAUAGAUUUGUAAAUGUUGAUCCAUUCACAAUGGACGAAAUGUUAAACAUAAUUAUGUUACCAAACAUUCUGUGUAUAGUGAGUAUUUUGUAGAAUGUAAAUCAUUUGCUUAUUAAAUAAAUCUUUUUUUUCAGGAUUUAGAUUUCAUAUUAUUUCCCUCAAAUUAUAAGUGAAACAAUUUUUAUGUGAUUUUAUUUAUUUUAACAUUUAGUUAUAAAAGGUAUACUUAUGUUAUUAAUUACAAAUAUUUACUCUUUUAUAUAAAGGGAUGCUGACUGGUCUCGAAGAAGUGAUAAGGUCUUAGCCUAAAGGUUAUUCUUGUCACUUAUAAAUGUGAAUCUAAAUACAGUAAAGGUCUAAUAAUCUGACAUACAAUGAUUUGAAUACCUGAUAAUCUGGUAUAUUUUUGCUAGCAUUCCUUCAUAAGAUAGUGCUACUACCAUUUAAUUUGAUAAUAUUUAGAUAGGCUAGAUAGUUAGUUUGCCAUUUUUAGUUAGUCCUUUGUUUAAAACUUUGCUUUUGUAUGGUGUUUGAUUUUUUUUUUUCAGCAGUUCAGCAAAUCUGGAUGUUAUUUUAGUUAGAAAAAGGGAAAACAAAAGUAUUAUAAUGAAAGAAUGUAUGUUUGGAUCUUCUGUUCUUUGUGUUAUCAAGACAGAAAGAAAUACUACAGAAUUCUUGUUUAAAACUAAGCUUGAUCAACUGUAUUGUAUAAACUGUGUAUAAAAAGAUCUGAUGGUGAGCCUAACAAAGAAGUGAUGUUAAUUGAAAAACUAAACAAUUCAUCAAGAAAUAAAUUUAAUAAAUGUAGUUGUUUGUUUUUGGAUAGAUGGCAUAUUAAUUUUAAAACAGAACAUUACGUUUGCCUAUGGCAUCAUGAUCAAGGAAAAUUUUAUCAUCUUUUCAAGAAUAAAAUGCUGGGAGAGACUGACAUUUUAUGGCAUUCUUGCCAAAUUCUACAUUAGUAGAUUUUGAAGAGAAAUAUGCAAAAGAUAUUGAAUUUGGAAAAGAUUUUAAAUAAGUUAAUUAUUUUAUUAUGUGAAAAAUGUUUCUGGAGAUCAUAAACCUUUUUUUUUAUUGGGAAAUACAAAAAGCCUGAUUGUGUUAAUUUGUAAUUUAUAAAGCUGAAUUGAAUGCAUGGAUAAUUGCUGAUUUCUUAAAAAAGGAUUUUCCCACCCAUUUAUACCAGUUGUUAAAAUUUUUUAAAAUUUGGCUUUUUUAAGAACUUUUAAACUUUUGGAUAAUUGCAGAGAAAUUUUAUAACUUCUGAACUUGUAUUGGGAAACAUUACUGUAGCAUGUAGAUGUUCAUAUCUAAUAGGUGAAAAGGUUAUCUUUUUAGAUCUAUUUUAUUUAUUAUUUUUGGUUGCUUUAUUUUUGACUUUGUUACUUGCCUCCUACACAUUAGUUUUCCUGUGUUUUAAAAUUAUUAGGUUAAUUAAAUUUUAGAUAGCUUAUAUCCUUCCGCAAAGUUUGUGAUACAUAUAGGUAGCAUGGUUGUCCUUCAUUUGUUGUCACACAGGCUAGUUCCAUUGUGGUCUUACAGCUAAAGAUUGACUUUGAUUUGGCUAGAUGCAUUGGGACCUCACCCUUGAGUGAAAUAGAAUCGAAUCAAAGUUCCUACCAAAAUGUAGCUGUUUUGAUUCUGCUUGUGGGUCAAGUUAUUACCCAAAACUUUAAAUAUAAAUGUAGGAGUUCAUUUUGCACAAAAUACAUUGAACUCUAAUUGGGCAGUGUUCAGUAAAAAAAGAUUUAAUUUUUGCAGUCGCUGUUGCUUGGAAAUGUGUUAACAACAGAUGUUACAAAAAGCUAAACAAAAUGGCCAAAAAGACAUGAUGCAAAAUUUUUUUGAAGAAGCAAAAAUAUUGAUGAUCUGAUGUGCAACCAUUUCGAGCCAUUAUCCAUGUUUUCAAAAAAUAAAAUUAUUUAAUAUAUGGAAAGUGAUAGAAAGAUAAGGAUGCGUCACAUUUGGGGGAGUUAAAUGACAUCAUCACAAUUAAGACUGUUGAAUUUGUUGUUGGCAAAAGAAAUAGAGUGUAACUAAGAAGUUAAAAAAUGUAUAAUAUUGGAGAAAUAAAAAAUACUUGUAUUCUGCAGAAAGAUUUUUUUUUCCAAGGAAAAAAGUAGAAUUCAUGAAUCAGAUAGACAUUCAACCUUAAUUUGAAAAGACUUCAUACUAUGGUAUAGUGAUGAUUUCAAAGCGAAAACUGAUUAAAUUUAAUAACUUUUAAGUAUAUUUCUAUAUUAAUAAGUUUGGCACAUUCAACAUGUUUUCAAAAUUACUAUAUGCAAUUUUUUCAUUCCUCAAUACAUUGAAUAAAGUGAGAAAAUUUAUCUUGCUGUAGUAUACAAUUUUAGCUUAUUAAUUUGGCAUGUUAGUUAACCUGGCAUUGAUAACAUCUCAAAUUAGUGUGCAUUUAUGAUAAAAUACACAUUUUAUUUUUUGGGCAUUAACUGGUGCCUUUUGCAGACCAAAAUUGUAAAUAUUACCAUUCACCAUUAAGUUAUCCUGUGUUUUUGAUUUUUUGCUCAAGAAUUACUCCAUAUGAUCCUAAAUGUUUGGAUUUCAGAAUUUAUAUCAUGAUAAAUGGGCAGUCUAAUGCAUUUUCUUGAAGUCUUAUUAAUCAUAUUUAAAUUAUGAUAGAAAAUUAUUUCUAAAAUGCUUCAUUCUCAGCAAAUAUUUUCAUGAAAUCAUAAAUUAGCAUUGAUAGUGUAAGAAUGUUAAAAAAAACCUUACUAAAAAUGGAAUAGCUAUUCAAAAAAUAUUUUUUUAAUUGGAUCAUUAAGUGCAGUGGAAGGUAAAUUUUAAAGGGGGCAGUUAUAUUAACAUUUUCUAGUUUUGAAAUUGCCAGAUUUUCAUGAAAUUUAAUCCAUCUGAUGAUGAUGGUGAUUUGAAACUUUUGGUUUAUUAAAAAAAAAUUUAGUAUUGGAAAUUUUGAAGUUGCGUACAUUAUACAUUGAUUUAACAAUUUUUUUUGGGGGGGGGGAAAUUUUUAUUUUUUAAAAAUUUAGAAAUUUCUCUGUUAAAUUUUGACCACUAUAAUUAUUUGAGAAGAUUCUUCAAUCCUUUAAACCAUGCAACAGUAUUAAUAUGUAAACCUUAAAGUGAUGUGUUACUUUAUCGAAAACCGCAUAGUUAUAUAUUUUGUGUAGUAAGGUUUAUAGAAUUGUGAAAAAGUUUGUGUUCUGUAUGUAACAAAUUUGCCCCCUUCUUAUUUAUGAAUUUCCCAUUUUUAUUUAUGAAUAAAAAUGGCUGAAAUUAUAAUAUCUCUGGGCAAUAUGUUUUUUUUUCCCCAAAUGUCAUUGUAUUAAUUUUAUGAGUGGUAAAUCUUUUUUACUGUGCUAGAAAGCACCAUCAAAAUAAAUAGCAAAUUGUGCAAAACAUAUUGUAGAUUUUAAAUUAUAUUAAUUUUAAUUUGUAUUAUAUUUUACAUGUAAUUCAUUCUACAGAUAAAAAAGUCAAAUAUAUAAUUAAACAUUAAUAUGGAUGUAUAAUUCACAAAACAAAACACAAUUUAAACUUAAAAAGAUUUUUUUCAUGAUAUAUCGGUCUGGAACAUGUGUCCAUUGCAUUGUUCUUUUGAAUUUAGGAAGAAUUUUGGUAAUGGUUUAUUAGUCUAAAAGUUGUGGCCAUUCCAUUGUUCCUUUGAAUUCAGUAAAAAAAUUUUUGUGUUUAUAUAUUCUAAUUGUAUAUUGAUCAAUAAAUAAAUUUAUUUAUUUUUGUUUUAGAAGUAUAUUAAUUUCAGAUUUUUAAAAUACAUGUUUUAGUUUCAUUAUACAUUGAGGUUUUCUCUGUACAUUUCUAUUUUAAAUUUCUGCUAUUUAAGCUGUGAUUAAAAUUGUGCAGGAUGUUAAUUUUCAAUUGAUUUUUAACAAGAUAUUUUAAUACUUAUGAAAAAUUCCCAUAUGUUAAUUAUUAUGUCAUCAAAAAUUAAAAAUUUAGUUGUAUUAAAUUUAUAUCUGAAUGUAUAAAUUAUGGUAGCUUGAAAAUAUAUGUUUUUUAUAUCCUCAUUAUUAAUUUAAAUUUAUUAAAGAAGGAAAAGGAGGUAGUGAAUUUAUUAUUCAUACUGAUUUAUUAUGUAAUUUCUGUAUGUUUGCAUAAAAUUGUUCAUAUAUUAUUUUUGUACAUUUCAUUGUUGAUCUUAUAAGUAAAAAUAUAAAACUUGAUUCACUAUUAAUAUAAAAAUAGUUAUAAAAACUAUCACACUGCCAUUUACUCUAACAUUUUGUUACUAUCCUGUGAUUAGUUUACAGUGAUCUCUUUUAGUUUUUCUAGCCAGUGUUUUUGAGAAUUUGUAAAUGUUAUUUUUGAGUAAUUGUCCAUUACAAUUUGUGUUAAUUUGUAUUAUAAGUCAGUCAACUUGACUCUGAAUGUAAAAGUUGAAGCGUAAUUUUUCAUAAGUGGUUGGGUUUUUCAAUCAAUUGAAUCAAUUUGACCCAAUAAAUAAAGAAUUUUUUUAGCUCUAAAA
Stegodyphus dumicola is the source of this 11762-nucleotide messenger RNA. Its product is annotated as RNA-binding protein RO60-like. Lineage: Eukaryota; Metazoa; Arthropoda; Arachnida; Araneae; Eresidae. Gene Ontology annotation, cellular component: ribonucleoprotein complex. The record is from RefSeq and is a predicted model, not a curated record. Gene Ontology annotation, molecular function: RNA binding.